Frieseomelitta varia is the source of this 2433-nucleotide messenger RNA. It is a transcript of the gene Tmep, whose product is annotated as transmembrane protein 184B. Gene Ontology annotation, molecular function: transporter activity. Gene Ontology annotation, biological process: transport. The transcript is spliced from 6 exons. The record is from RefSeq and is a predicted model, not a curated record. NCBI's taxonomy places the organism in Eukaryota, Metazoa, Arthropoda, Insecta, Hymenoptera, Apidae. The coding region runs from base 443 to 1696 and encodes 417 amino acids.
AUAUGGCAUAGUGGUUAGUGUGUGGCAAGACCAGUUAUAUUUUUAUUAUCAACUGGUAUAUUUCGCGAAGGCUGUCGGACGGAGUGUGUGUUUAAUGUCGAAGAGGAAACGAGAAGAAACGCGAGGAAAUGUCGGAUAAAAGUGAAACUCGGUGAUCCAAACUGUAGAAAUAGCAGAGCGCGAACGGAAGGGAAAUUUGGUUCGAGGUUUUGUGGUGUAUUCACGUUUGCCUAUUGAAAGGUCACGAUCAUCAGCGACCACUGCUGCGUCGGUGGAUGAUUAAUUGAAAGUGGGAAACCUUCGCCGAGAAGCUUGGUCGCUAUAUGAUAGGUCGACACGUACGAAAAAGGAGAACACGUACGACGAGAGAUAACCCGAAGGUUUCGCAUCGCAUACUACAAUCACUUGACAAAAGAUCUACGAAUGGAGCACGGAUUAAAAUAUGAGUAGUACGGUGACAACUAUAUCUUUCGACGACAUGCCAUCUACAGCUGUCAAUGAAAUUUCCGAUUCCAAAGCAGCUCCAAUAUUCUUGCAAACACGAGCAGCUCAAGGUAUUGCCGGUGCAUUUGUUUGGGUUGCACUGUUUUUAACAUGUCAACAGAUCUACCAGCACUUAAGGUGGUACACUAAUCCAGCGGAACAAAGAUGGAUAGUGAGAAUUCUCUUCAUAGUUCCGAUAUAUGCAACAUAUUCUUGGGUGUCCCUACUAUUUUUUAACAGCGAAAGUUAUUACGUUUACUUUUUUACUGUGCGAGAUUGUUACGAAGCAUUUGUUAUAUAUAACUUUUUGUCUCUAUGCUACGAGUACCUGGGUGGUGAAGGAAAUAUUAUGUCUGAAAUACGUGGCAAACCUAUUCGUUCUAAUUGUUUAUAUGGGACAUGCUGCCUGGUUGGGAAAACAUAUACAAUCGGUUUUCUUAGAUUUUGCAAACAAGCCACUUUGCAAUUUUGCUUGGUGAAACCAGUGAUGGCGUUUGUCAUUAUAUUCCUUCAAGCGUUUGGUCAUUAUAGAGACGGUGAUUGGUCUCCGGAUGGAGGCUAUAUUUAUAUAACUAUAAUUUAUAACAUCAGCGUAUCUCUUGCACUAUAUGGACUUUUUCUCUUUUAUUUUGCUACAAGAGACCUGCUGACACCAUUUGAACCUGUCUUGAAAUUUUGUACUGUUAAAAGUGUUAUUUUCCUUUCAUUUUGGCAAGGAGUGUUAUUGGCUAUUCUUGAGAAAGCAAAUGUAAUUUCUCCUAUAAGCUUAGAUCAGACAACUAGUGCAGGCACAGUUUCUGCUGGUUAUCAGAAUUUUUUGAUUUGCAUCGAAAUGUUAUUUGCUGCUAUAGCUUUACGUUAUGCAUUUCCUUACCAAGUGUAUUCAGCUGGUUGUGUUACGGAUUCAAGAGGAAGAAGUGUAACGAUGCAAAGUAUUAGUAGCAGUUUAAAGGAAACAAUGAAUCCAAAAGAUAUAAUGACUGAUGCCAUUCACAAUUUUCAUCCACAGUAUCAACAAUAUACCCAAUAUAGUUCUGGAGCUCCUAAAGGACAACGUGGUAUGCGGAUAUCCAGCUUCGAUCCAGAUGAUCCACAGAAUAUGCCAAUACCGCCGCCUCAAAGACGGCACACUUCUCAUCAACGUGUUGCUACAAUCUCUCAGAAUUAUAAUGAGAAGACGAUGCUGUUGAGCAGUGACGAUGAGUUCCAGUAAAUGUAAACGAAAGAUUGUAUACAAAAGAAGCAGAAAGAAAGAGACAAAAAAAACAUUAAUGUUGGACUUCCGUGAAUCUAAUUUCAAGAAAACGCUAUGUAUACCAUUAAUUGAUUAUACGUCAUUUUAGGUAGGAACUUAACUCGCUCACAGAACAAACAACAAAUAAACAAACAAAUUUGAUUAUGCAGAACUGUGCAUCGUAAUAUAAUAGUUCCAUGUUACAUUCAUGUUAAUACAUGUAUUAUGUUACAUCAUGUAAACAUAUAGCAUAGAAGAUAUUUAUUUUAAUAUGCUGAACAUGUUUAAAAACAGUGUUACCUAUAGAGGUGGCUCUACUAUAAUAACAUAAUUAUCUUCAUUUUGAAACACAACUUACGUUUUUCAAGGAAAGGCAUUGUACAGUACUUAAUAUUCAAAUACUCACAAAUAUGUUGCUGAAUUAUUUACUCUGUAGUUAAACAAUAUUUUUACACUUUGAACAAACACUAUGUAUAUGUUUAUACAUCAGUAUUUCUAAUUCAUAUGAGAUUAACGUAAUUUUGCCAGGGAAAAAUACUUAUUUUAUAAAGCACACUAAGAAAAAUACUUCUAAUUACUGCACGCGUCCGGGAUAUUUAUAUAUAUAAACUGAGCCACAAAAAUCUUUGCGUCCUAGAUUAAAAAAUUAAUGAGUGUAUAUAUCGUUAAAAAUAGAAUGUAUUUAAUAAUUUAAGAAUUAAAGAAUUUUCCUUCGA